Messenger RNA from Lemur catta (Ring-tailed lemur), 2081 nucleotides. RefSeq names its product nicolin 1, tubulin polyglutamylase complex subunit (gene NICN1). Bases 2 to 781 code for a protein of 259 amino acids. NCBI's taxonomy places the organism in Eukaryota, Metazoa, Chordata, Mammalia, Primates, Lemuridae. The transcript is spliced from 5 exons. The record is from RefSeq and is a predicted model, not a curated record. Gene Ontology annotation, cellular component: nucleoplasm.
CAUGAGGCUUUGCGGGUGGGCGCCAGGAAGGACCGGUGGUUGGAGACCCGAGCAGCGGUUGCGCUUGUUCGCGCUUAGGGGCAUCAUGUCCCGCGUGUCGGUGCCCUGCCAUGUGAAAGGCACCGUAGCUCUACAGGUGGGCGACGUGCGGACCUCCCAUGGCCGGCCUGGCGUGCUGGUCAUCGAUGUCACCUUCCCCAGCGUCGCGCCCUUCGAGUUACAGGAGAUCACAUUUAAGAAUUACUACACAGCCUUUUUGAGCAUCCGCGUCCGUCAGCAUACCUCGAUGCACACACCGGCCAAGUGGGUGACUUGUCUGCGGGACUAUUGUCUGAUGCCCGACCCACACAGUGAGGAGGGAGCCCAGGAGUAUGUAUCGCUGUUCAAGCACCAGAUGCUGUGUGACAUGGCCAGAGUACUGGAGCUACGCCUGAUUCUUCGGCAGCCAUCACCACUGUGGCUGUCUUUCACAGUGGAGGAGCUGCAGGUUUAUCAGCAGGGACCAAAGAGCCCCUCCAUGACCUUCCCCAAGUGGCUCUCCCACCCAGGCCCCUGUGAGCAACCUGUCCCCCUACUUGAGGGUCUCCCAGACCCCAGCAGGGUAUCCUCCGAGGUGCAGCAGAUGUGGGCGCUGACAGAGAUGAUCCGGGCCAGUCACACCUCUGCAAGGAUCGGCCGCUUUGAUGUGAGUGAUCGCUUCCCUCUGCUUGGCUUAUACUGCCCUGAGCGGGUCAGACCUGAUGGUCUUUUGUGUUGCAGGUGGAUGGCUGUUAUGACCUGAACUUGCUCUCCUACACUUGAAUGGUUGCUCCUAGCCAAGAUAUUGGCCUUUCUGUGCUCAUCCAGGCUUGUUUUGGGCCACCAGAGGCCGAAGUGUGUUCCCUGUGCAUUCUGAGUGUUGCCUGCAUGCCUGUACUGUCUGGGCCAUGUUCACAGAUUCAAGAUUCUUGGGGGCUUACUGUAUUGCUUCAGCAUGAACUCCUAGCAGGGAUGCACUCUGUCUUCACCUGGCUGCAACCCAGUUCUUUCUUCUUCUUCUACCCUAACAACACUCCAGUUCUACUUACUAAGAAUCCUCAAGGACCCUCUGUCCCUCCUGCCAAUAUUCACACUCCUGCCUUCUGCCUGCUCCUUCACCCUAAAUGCAGUUAGGCUGAAAAGACCUAUUAAAACCUGCUCCAUCUAACCUGGAAGGCCAUUGCUGCCAUGGCAUUCUUGUAGAUUGGGAGGCUUUAGGAAGAAACAGAAACCCCAUUUCUUCCUUUGUGCCCCCUAGUGGCGUUCUUUCCCUUUGUGUUAUGCCCACAAAAAGAAAUUUCUUGUCUAAACUCUUCUGCUGUCUGCCUAGGAAACAAAAUUGAGGAUUUGGGUAGCUUGAGUCCCUCUGUCCCUGAGCUAGCUCCUGGAUAUAUGUUCAAAUGCUUGAGUCCACUGGGCUUAGGCAGGUGCCUCUGGCAAGGUGGGGGCCUGAGAAUGAGACCUGGGACCUGUCUGCCAAGUGACACAGCCCAAAGCAUAUCCCUGUCCUUUCUCCCAAGUACCCCUUUCCGAGAGUCAUGCUCAGCAUGAUGAGAGAUCAACCUUGGUGGGGGGUGGGGCCAAGUGAGGGUUCUCAUUUGUGCCUUUUAAGAGACUGAGGUCUUCCAUUACCACAGGCCAACUGUUGAAUGAUGCAGGCUGCUCUUCAUGAGAAAAUCCUGCUUCCCUCUGGUUCUUCCUUGCAUUGUCCCUGGGGAUUAUUAUGAAACAGUACUGCAAUGUGUUUUGGAUCUGGACAAUUGGACAUGUGUAUGGCUUAACAGUUAUUUGGAGGAAGUUCAGCCACUUUUUGGUGGCCACCCUCUGCUCUCACCCAUGAGUUCUUGUAGGUGGUGUCUUUACCCACAGGGUCACUUAUUUAGCCCCAUUCAGCAUCUUCUAAAAGGGUGAUAACCGAAGUCCUGUGUUCAGGGAGCAAGGGUCCUCAGUGUGUUUGUCAGUGAAGAGGACCCUGGGGUAGCAGGGAUCAUGCUUCAGUCAUGGCUGUGUCCCCAGCACAGGGGCUGUUAGGCAGCAAGAUCAAUAAAUACUUGUGAAAUGCA